AUGGCAUUGAAACGGAUUAACAAGGAGCUUCACGACCUGGCUCGCGACCCGCCCGCACAGUGUUCGGCCGGCCCAGUGGGCGACGACAUGUUUCACUGGCAAGCAACAAUUAUGGGCCCUAGUGACAGUCCAUAUCAGGGAGGUGUUUUCUUCUUGACUAUUCAUUUUCCAACAGACUAUCCCUUCAAACCACCCAAGGUGGCGUUCACGACGAGAAUCUACCACCCAAAUAUUAACAGUAACGGCAGUAUCUGUCUGGACAUUCUCAGAUCACAGUGGUCUCCAGCACUUACCAUUUCCAAAGUUCUUCUCUCCAUUUGCUCGCUGCUAUGCGACCCCAACCCAGAUGAUCCGCUAGUGCCAGAGAUCGCACGAGUCUACAAAACAGAUAGCUCCAAGUACAAUAAACUAGCUCAGGAGUGGACGGCCAAGUACGCCAUGCUUUAA
Molecule: messenger RNA, 447 nt
Organism: Nerophis lumbriciformis (worm pipefish)
Lineage: Eukaryota; Metazoa; Chordata; Actinopteri; Syngnathiformes; Syngnathidae
Source: RefSeq, a predicted model, not a curated record